AGUGCAGUGUGGGUUGGGGCCGGGGGUGGGGGUGGAGGGGGGUGGCCCAGGUGGCCCUAGGACCCCCCCCCCAUGGAAAACCAGCUAUGGCAUAACACCCUGGGAUGUUGCAAUCAAUACCAAGAAAGCCCCCACGAUGCCGAAGACGUCUUAUUCCUGCUGCUGGGCCUCAUUGUUCUUGUCAACAUUGGCAUCAACGUGACAACUAUGAUGUGGCACGGACUCCAGAACGCCUUAGACAAGAUGAUUGAUUGGACUACUCGGAAAAAUGAAAUUCAGGCCAGCGAAAGUCCCCCCAGUGGUCCCCCAGACAAGGCACAGGACGUCCACAUCCACUGCAUCCUGGACCCUGUGCAGGUGAAGAUGGCCCGACCCACACGGUACUCCUCUUUCUCCUGCCACCGUUUCUCCAGCCAUCACAGCAGCAGUCUUCGCUGUCUUCAUCGCCGCCGCCGCCGCCGCCCCCACCCCCGCCGUGGUCGCCGUCGCCGCUGCAAGCACCAGCAGCAGCCGCAGAACUACAGACAAAUCCCCCAUAGCCGCUCAGUCUUCCAUCACCCACAUCGCAGCCAAAAGAUGUCACAACGACACCGAGUGCCCUUCUUUGAUCGGGAGGACCUGGAUUCCUACCUGGAGGAGCAGGACGACCUGCCCUUCCCGUAUCCCAAGUACCCACGUCGCGGCUGGGGUGGGUUUUAUGAGAGAGCCGGUCUGCCCUCCAGUGUGGGACUGUGGGGCCACCAGGGUGGUAUCCUGGCCAGUCUGCCACCACCCUCUCUCUACCUGUCCCCUGAGCUGCGCUGCAUGCCCAAGCGUGUAGAGGCCAAGUCUGAGCUGCGGCUGCAGUCCUAUGGGCCCCACGGUUCCCAGUCCCGACUGUGGGGCAAUGUGGAGGCUGAGCAGUGGGUCUCGUCUCCACCACCUCCCCGCCGGCUGCCCCCUAACCCAUCUUGGGUCCCCAGGGGGCACAGCCCUUACCCCUCAGUGGGCCGGAUACUGUAUGACUCCUGGGAUCAGCGGCGGCGUGGCAUGGAGGGCUUUGAGCGCCCGCCUACCUUGGUGUCCCGGAACGCCCAGCCCGAGGCCCAGGGCUGUCGGGAGCACCACUCCCCACAGUCCCACCGGCGGAGUCUGCUUGGUCACACUCACGGCCAGUCCCACUGCAGCCCCCAGCCAUCCACGGAACCCUUGGGCUACAGCUCCCGGGACCCCCAUGAAGUGCAGCGCUGGGCAGCCGACUGGGCUGAGGCUCUGCCCGCCCGGCGUCCUCUGACUACCUCUGCUUCCCUCACGGUGUUGGGCGAGGCCUCCCACCAACAGACCCCAGCUCCAGGCUCAGUACGGGUCCCCCAUUCCUCCCAGCCCCGGCCCAAAGUCCAGGUUGCAGAUCCUGCCCCACCCCCGACCACGUUCGUCCCACUCAGCCGGAAUCCAGGGGGCAAUGCCAACUAUCAGGUGUACGACAGCCUGGAGCUGAAGCGGCAGGUGCAGGAGAGCGGAGCCAGGUCCAGCUCACUGCCACCGGCUUCCACCUCCUCCUUAAGGCCCUCUCUGCACAGGAGCCAGACCGGGAAACUCAACUGACCAGCAGGUGGAUAUGGGGCGCGGGGCAGGGCAUGGAGAGAGAAGAAUAAAGGGAAACAGAGUCCCGGAAA
Messenger RNA from Piliocolobus tephrosceles (Ugandan red Colobus), 1655 nucleotides. It is a transcript of the gene SPEM2, whose product is annotated as SPEM family member 2. The record is from RefSeq and is a predicted model, not a curated record. NCBI's taxonomy places the organism in Eukaryota, Metazoa, Chordata, Mammalia, Primates, Cercopithecidae. The transcript is spliced from 3 exons. The coding region runs from base 73 to 1584 and encodes 503 amino acids.